Messenger RNA from Vicugna pacos (alpaca), 2236 nucleotides. NCBI's taxonomy places the organism in Eukaryota, Metazoa, Chordata, Mammalia, Artiodactyla, Camelidae. The record is from RefSeq and is a predicted model, not a curated record.
CCACUCUGAGCUCGAGCUUCCCGAGGCUCUGGGCAGUGCUCUGCGUUGGCCUGCUGCCCUGGUGGUCGGCGACCAGAGGUGGGCGUCACGGGAAGAGCCCUCCACGAAGGGAGGCCUCGGAGGAUCAGGCCAGCUGCAGAGCUUUCCAGGUGGCCCGUUGCCUCAGAGACACACGAGGGACACCCACAUGUCAAAUCAAGCAGCAGAGGUGGGCUGGGCAGCCCAGUAGCUGUGAGCAGAGCCAAGAGGAAUCUGGACUCACCAGGCCUGGAGAUGGCUGGAAACUGCUCUUGGGAGGCCCAUCCCACCAACAGGAACAAGGCAAGUGUCACCAGGCAGCUCCUGUCAGAGGGGGCUCCUCUGCCCGGGGCUGCAAGACAGAUGUGUCCCGGUGUGAGCGAGGCCCCCGAGCUCUACAGCCGUGGCUUCCUGACCAUCGAGCAGAUCACCAUGCUGCCGCCGCCGGCCGUCAUGAACUACAUCUUCCUGCUUCUCUGUCUGUGCGGCCUGGUGGGCAACGGGCUGGUCCUCUGGUUUUUUGGCUUCUCCAUCAAGAGAAGCCCCUUCUCCAUCUACUUCCUGCACUUGGCCAGCGCGGACGUCGGCUACCUCUUUAGCAAGGCCGUGUUCUCCAUCCUGAACACAGGGGGCUUCGUGGGCGAGUUUGCUGACUACGCCCGCGCCGUGUGCCGGAUCCUGGGGCUCUGCACGUUUGUCGCCAGCGUGAGCCUCCUGCCAGCCAUCAGCUUGGAGCGCUGCCUGUCGGUCGUCUUCCCCGCCUGGUACUGGCGCCGUCGGCCCAAACGCCUGUCGGCUGUGGUCUGCUCUCUGCUCUGGACCCUGGCGCUCCUGGUCACCAGCAUCCACAACUACUUCUGCAUGUUCCUGGGCCACCAGGUGUCGGGGGCGGCCUGCAGGCACAUGGACGCCUUCCUGGGCAUCCUGCUGUUCCUGGUCUUCUGCCCGCUCAUGGUACUGCCCUGCCUGGCGCUCGUCGCGCACGUGGAGUGCCGCGCCCGGCGGCGCCAGCGCUCCGCCAAGCUCAACCACGUCAUCCUGGCCAUGGUCUCGGUUUUCCUCGUGUCCUCCAUCUACUUAGGGAUCGACUGGUUCCUCUUCUGGGUCUUUCAGAUCCCGGCCCCCUUCCCCGAGUACGUCACCGACCUGUGUAUUUGCAUCAACAGUAGCGCCAAGCCCGUGGUCUACUUCCUGGCCGGGAGGGACAAGUCGCAGCGGCUGUGGGAGCCCCUCAGAGUGGUCUUCCAGCGGGCCCUGAGAGAUGGGGCCGAGCUGGGGGAGGCCGGGGGCGGCACGCCCAACACAGUCACCCUGGAGAUGCAGUGCCCCUCGGGGAACGCCUCCUGAGAGGCCGGCAGCUGGAGGGGAGGCAGGGGCCAGAGUGGCCUGUGGCCUCCGGGGCCCUUUGUGGAGGGACAGGAGCAGAGGAGCUGCCCCGGUGCCCGAGGGCAAGGAGAAGAGUCUGCUUCCUGCCUCACGUGCCUCCUCCUCCUGCGCUGAGGCUGUGGGAGUGGCCGAGAGACAGGAGCCGGAGCAGCCGCCUGCAGACAGGCCCUGGGGCCGCACCAGGCUCUCCCCAGCCCUUGUCCUUUUUCCACGACCCACUGUAUGGAAGUUGCCCCCAGGUGGGGCUCCUCCUUGCCCCAAGCUGGUCAGGAAAGGAGCAGAAGGGGUCACCCGCCCACCUCCUGCCCCAUUAGUCAGCCCUCCUUGUAAAGAACAGCCGGCACCUGCGCCCGUCAGGCCAGCAGACUCGUCCCACCGUCCGGACACCUGCUGUCUCCAUCCGGUCCUCUCAAGUCAGCACUGUGAGCAGACCUGCACGAGAUGGUGCUAUUGGGGACAGGGUUCUCCCUACCCUGCCUUGCAGCUCAGUCUUUCUGCAGAUGACGCCUUGCCCCCCAGUGAAUCCUUUGGAGACUGAAAUGGGGCUUUCUGUCUUGGCGAUGAGCUGGACACAGGAAGGACCCUCGGCCGGCUUGGGUGGGUCACUCUCUCUUCUGACUCCGUGCCGGCCAGUGUGUCCGAGCUGCCAUCAGCCUGGUCUCUGAGGCUCCGGGGGGCCAUCCAGGCCAUCUCUGGGCCCCUACCCAAAAGUGGGCACUGGCUCCACCUGGCUACCUUGACCCACCUGCAGGCACAGUGGCCCAGUGUAGUCAAGGGAAGUUUUAUGAGAGACAAUCAAUGUGUAUCAAUAAACAUUUCUAUCUUGCACUGA